Molecule: messenger RNA, 2490 nt
Organism: Trichoplax adhaerens
Lineage: Eukaryota; Metazoa; Placozoa; Uniplacotomia; Trichoplacea; Trichoplacidae
Exons: 4
Coding region: 1-2490 (829 amino acids)
Molecular function (GO): GTPase activator activity
Source: RefSeq, a predicted model, not a curated record
AUGGCUGAAAAGUUAUUUUAUGAAGUUCAUGCCAUAAGAUACCCCUUCACUUUGUGUUCACUCAAUCAUGAUUUUCCUACAGUAGACACAACAUACCGUCCAGACUGCACUCAUAUUAAUCAUAUCUAUACUAUUGAGCCAAAGUUUAAAAAUUCAGAUGCCAAUACGAACAAUGAUUUCGAUAGCGAUGAACGUAAGAUCGGCAAGGCAAUGGCUAGUUUACGAGUAGAAUCUAACGGACAUACCUUGAAUAAUCAUUUUGCUCAAAAGCUUACUAAUAGCGACUCCAAAAUGACUUUAACCGAAGACACAAAAGAUCACAAAAUGGAUGGCCAACAGAUAUUACAUUGCAACCCUAUUACCACUAGUGAAGACGAAUACUCACAAGAUGAAAGCAAUGGCGACCAUGCUGAGGUAGAACCUGUAAAAGAUCUCGAUCAGGAUAGUAGUCAAGCAUUGAAUAAAGAGGCAAAUACAAGCACUAAUCGUUUUAUAUCCAACAACAUGAGUGGAUAUUUAUAUUUAUGCCCAAAUCAAGGUCAAGACGAAAAUGAUAGGCAAAAUUAUACUAAAAGAUGGUGUGUAGUAGGACAUCAAUCAUUUUAUUUAUAUGAAACAGUUUAUGAUACAGCGCCGCCCGAGAAUAUCUACCGUUUAGACCAUUGCCGAUUAGUAACAUGUAAUGAAGUAAGAAGAAUUAAAAAUAAUACUAAGCAAGCCACCGGGGAGAAGAAAUUAUAUGUUUUCGAGUUAAUGCAUCCCAACGGCCGAUUGGUCUUAGGCGCAUCCAAUAAAACCCAGCAGGACAGUUGGGUUAAUGCCAUUGAGAGCGAAUUUAGUCAACUUAGCGCUGCAUCUGAAGAGGAUAAUAAUCAGCCAAUAAUAAAUCAAAAUGCCGGAGAUGAUACUACUGUAAUUAAACCAAAACCGAGUAGAAAUCAUCGCAAGGGAAGGUCUUUCUUAUAUCAACGUCGUCCCUUAACUCUGACAUUCGAUCCGUCUGAAUCAGUUGAUGGUGAAAAGUCAUCCAUUAUGAAGAAUAGUCUUUCAUCUCCACAAAAUAACGUCAAUGGAGAAUCUAAAUUGUUUCAUCAUCAAGCAGUGCAAGGCUCUUCUUGUUAUGGCUUUUUAGAAAGAAAAAACGCAGUUGGUAAAUGGACAUCGUAUUGGUUCACACUAUCUUCAAUGACUUUACAUUGCUAUAAGGAGCCGAAUGAUGCAGCUCCCUCUGAUUCUCUACUUCUAAGGGGCUAUGAUGUGAGAGCUGUUGGUAGUAGAAAUCAUCGUUAUAUAUUUUCGUUAAGUACGGGUCUCUUAAAAACAUACUAUUACAGCUGUACUUCACUGGAGACAAGAACCAGUUGGAUAUAUGCAUUAUCGCAAGCAAUUAUGGAAGCAAGCGGUAAACCUAAAGCAAAAAAGCUAAGUAUAUUAAGGAAGAAAAAAAGAAACAACGAUAAUCAAUCGAUUUCAGACAAUGCAACUAAGAAUUCAUCAGAAAAAGAAGUGGAUAACACUGAUAGCCAACAUCAUGAUCGACAAAAUGAAGCUCAUGACGAAGCAAUGCCGCAGCAGCUACCGCUAGAUUCCUUAGCUGAUGUAACAAAAUUAGACCAAAACGAUUACCAUGCUUUAAAGCCGAAUAAUUCUGAAAUCAUAUUGACCACAGCAAGUGAUUCGACGUCGAUACGAAAACAAAAUUCAAACCCGAAUAGUCCGCAAUUAGUCGCCAAAGGCCUACAAGAAUCACGUAUGGACAAACAGCAAUCAGCUAAAGAAAAGUUGGUUUCUCAGUUAAAAGCUCAAAAAGAAAGGUUAAUUAAUUCGCUGAAUAACUCUGAUAUUCGUUUAUUAUCACCGUCGUCCAAUGAUGCUUCCCCUAUUAAAGAAUCUGAAACGGCUGAGGUUCUUAGCAUCGAUAACAUAGAGAACGAAUUUCUAGAGAAAGUCAGAAGUAAAUCUAAUACUUGGAGAUUACCAUCACCCGUCAGUGGGACUCCGGAAAUUUCUGUUAUCGAACAGUAUAAUGCAGCCAUUGAAGAUGAAAAUCAACGUGCAGCUCGAUUUGAUACUCAAUACAAGAAAAAUCGAAAUUCAAUCAUGUUAAAGCGUGAUGAAGCAACAAAACAUUUAAAUAAUAUUAAGAAAAUAAUAAGUAAUCAGCAUCAUCGCCAUAUUGGUAGUACAAUUAGGAAGCGUACAUAUAGCCAUUCCAAAGCAAACCAUCAGCAAGAGUCGAAUUGGUCUUCUAGUAGCCCAGUGCAACGAAAAAACAGCUUAGGUAGUCAAGACGUAGCCAUAGGAGAUUCUAUGGAAGUUACCAUGAAAAAAUACGAAAAGAUAAGCAAUGAAUUAUUACAAAUGGAUAACGAAAUUGAUCGCCUAGAUACGGCAAUAAAAACUAAUAGAAAGCAACAAGACACAAAUGUCAAUACACUUACUGUUAAAAGAGAGGCUAUACUGGCUAAGAUUAGGGCAAAUACUAAAUAA